ACGAUCUCUAUUGGUCUUCCUGAAGAAGGACAGAUGUGAGGAAAACGACAUGUCUAGCAGGGAUAUUCAUACCAAGUAACCAUGGCUACCGACGAAGGCUCAAAUUAUACUCUUCUUAUGAACUCUGAUCUUGCAUCUGAAGAAUGGGAGCUGUAUGAAGCAUGUGGACUAUCAGAAACAACGGAACUUCCUAUUGAGUCCCGUGCUGUCAUUGAGGAUCCCUUGGACUGCAUCCCGUCAAUAACUAACCCCAAUUCUGAAACUCAGGUCGUAGAUGCAAUAGGGCUUGACCAUGUCUAUCAAAGAAACAGCAGCGAUGCCGCCCCAACCGUGACGGAAUGUCAACCAGGUUUGGAAAGUCCUACAUGUAUUUCCUUACCAGAACUGCCGAAACUAAGUAAUCCAAAACCUGCUCUAGAUGACCCUAUCAACAGACCUGUGGGCAGUAUGUCCUCAACAAAGUCCUUGAGCUUCUUGCUCGAUCACACAUAUUCAGCACAACCUUCAAAGAAACCACCUUCAAAGCAACAACCUUCAAAGAAACUUCCCAUGUGCGAGUUGUGUAGGCCUAGGACUUUUUUUUCAAAUCGCCUUGUACUUACGGAACAUUACAAAUGGCAUCUUUUUGAAGAUGCCAAUGUUGGUGUCCAAAAGCCAUCUAUCCAGUGCCUACUAGAGCAAACUACAGGGGGCAUCAAGCAGACUAGCGAGGUUGAUUCUCAGCUACAUAUCAUGGCGAAUGCUCCUAAAGAAACCAGCAUUAGUCCUCAAGUGAGGCCAUCUACCCUGUGCCUGCAGAAGGUACGGAAAGCUGCUCAAGACACAAAUGGAAUCUUGCAGAGUAGCAAGAAAAACGUUUUUGAUCAGUUGCAGCAGACCCAAUCUACAGAGAACAUCAAGCAGAUUAGCGAGAAGACUGAUUCUCAGCUUCAUACCACGGCAAAUGUAUUUGAUGAAACCACAUGCCUACUAAAGCAACCAACAGAGAGCAUUGGGAAGACUACAGAGGGUACUUCUCAGUCACUUCUUUUAUGUGAUCUGUUAGGGGCGGAUAAACAGCAUCCCGUUACACGCGUUUAUCACACUUCUAUAAACAAGACAGCUCUUAGAGAUGACCACAAAACUAACAUACUUGGAAAUAUUUUCCGUUGCAUUUGGUGCAAGAAAUUUUUCAGCCAGUUUGAGAGCUUUAAACAGCACAAGUGCAAGAAGAAAUCUGGCAAGGCCAACCCUUGUGCACUGAUAAAUACAUAUUUGUGUGAGUAUUGUGGAGUUUCUUUUGCACGGCAUGGCAACUUCAUGAAGCACAUAGUCCUGCACAAACAGACACAAUCUAUAGUGAACAUUAAGCAGACUAGCAAGAACACUGAUUCUCGGCCACAUGCCAUUGAGAGUGUGCUUCAAGAACCCGAUGUUAGUCCUCCAGUGAAGCCAUCUAUCCUGUGCCUGCAGAAGGUAAGGAGAGCUGCUCAGAAGCAAUCCGCCCUGUCUCUACUGAAGCGGUCAAAAGAGAUCAUUAAGUGGACUAGCAAGAACACUAAUUCUCGACCACAUGCCAUAGAGAGUGUGCUUCAAGAACCCAAUGUUAGUCCUCCAGUGAAGCCAUCUAUCCUGUGCCUGCAGAAGGUAAGGAGAGCUGCUCAAGACACAGAUGGAAUCUUGCAGAGUAGCCAGAAAAACUUUUUUGAUCAGUUGCAGCAGUCCCAAUCUAUAGUGAACAUCAAGCAGACUAUCCAGAACACUAAUUCUCGAUCACCUGCCAUAGAGGGUGUGCUUCAAGAACCCGAUGUUAGUCCUCAGAAGCAAUCCGUCCUGUCUCUACUAAAGCAGUCAAAAGAGAUCGUUAAGCAGACUGGCGUGAAGGGGGAUUCUCAGGGGCAUCAGCAGCAACGCUUGUUUACUCUGUCUGGACCUGAUUACGUUCCUGAAGACAAGAUGGCUCUUAAAAAUAAUAACACAUCUUGUACGAUUGGAAAGCAUCCUCAAUGCUCAUGGUGCAAGAAGUAUUUUGCCCGCCAAGUUUGGUUUGAACAGCACAUGUGCAAGAUGAAUUCUUUCUGGGGCAACUCCAAUUCAAGGACACAUAUUAAACAUUUGUGUGAAAAUUGUGGUUAUUUUGUUAAACUUCCUGACAACUACACCAAGCACUCGGCCCUGCAUAGGUGUAAGGAACUCGACGGAUGUAGCCCUGUACUGGAUUCCGCUGCCACAUCUGAUGCUAAUCCUAAGACCAGUAAUUCAAGCAACAGAAUAACACCCUUUCGGUGUUUAACAUGCAGUAAAGCUUUUGCAUUUGAGAGUCAGCUCCUGCAGCACGAAAAGUUGCACCGUCGUCGUAGAUAUUUGUGUGAAUAUUGUGGGUUAUUUAUUAAACUUUCUAACAACUACACCAAGCAAUUGGCCCUGCAUAGGUGUAUGAAACUCGGCAGAUGUAGCCCUGUACUGGAUUCCGCAGCCACAUCUGAUGCUAUACCUGAGACCAGUAAUUCCUAUAACAGAACAACACCCUUUCAGUGUUCAACAUGCAGUAAAGCUUUUGCAUUUGGGAGUCAACUCCUGAGGCACCAAAAUUUGCACCGUCUUGAAAGUCGACGUCCUGUUCCAAAGCGAGAACGGUCAGAUUCGGAGAGCGGUGAUGAGAGCUUUGGAAAUACAGUGAAGAAGGUACAGAGUGGAAAGGAAGGCAGCAGAGGAGAGGAAAGAUUUGGAUGGAAGUUCAGGAUAAAAGAACCUGAUGUUGAAACAGGCAGUGGGACUAGGAAAAGAGGAGCUGGUGGGAAAGGAAAUCUGCAAGAGGGUCCCAAAUCAGCACCUAGGUGGGGCGGGAAGGCUCGUACAAAGGGAAAGGUCAAGCACUUUUUUUGUAGAGCUUGUGAUAAAGGGUUCUAUCAUCCGUGGCAGCUGAGGAAACAUAAGGCUUUACAUACAGAGUUAAGCUGUAAUAAGUGCAAUGGGUUGGUGUUCUCAUCGAGUUCGGAAUUAAAUAAUCAUUUGUUUAUCGGUUUACAUAAUGAGCAGGUACAGUCUGCAAGACAUGAGAAGCGUGGUUCCGAGGCAUCAGCACCUCAAGGGGACACUGAACCUUCAACACCUAAAGAACUGGAGUCUGUACAAAGUGGACAUCCUAAAGGAAGAAUGAUUUCCUCAGUGGCCACUGGGCUGAAGUCUGUCCAGAGUGGAAAAUCUAGAACAAGCUCAAUGUCCAAAAAAGUUGACCUUGCCUCAAGUGGACAAUCGAAAGGAAGAACAAAGACACUGCCGGACAAAAAAUUGAAGUCUGUUCAAAGUCGGCAUCGUAAUGGAAGCAACAAGUCCUCUAAAGACAAGAAAAUUAAGUCUGUACAACAUGGACAUUCAACAACAACAAAAGAAUUCUCCUCAAGGACCAAAUAUUCAGAGUGCUCACAAAGUGGGCAACCAGUUGUAAGUGCUGCAGAACCUUUGGUUAGCGCAGUAGGAACAAAACCUAUUCAUUGUGAUCAAUGUGGUAAAGAAUUCUUGCAACUCUGCAAACUGAAUUUUCACAAGUUGAAAUGUAGGGAGUUCAACUGCGACAAGUGCGAGGGCUUGACCUUUUCAUCCAAUGCAGAAUUGAAGAGCCAUAUGCUUGGACACACGAACAAAUUCAAAUGUCCCAAGUGUGGUGCCCAGUUUGCCUCUCAGAAGCUUUUGACAAAUCACACUGCAAGACAUUCUGAUCUGGUCCCAAACAUAUGUGAUGUAUGCGAGCUUGCCUUUAACUCCUUGAAAGCCUUAAAGAUGCACAAAAUUAUGUACCAUUUUUGACAACUUCGAGAUGAAAGUGCAACUUGAAAGACAGAAAAGUGCAAAGAAUUCCAAAGGAAAGAGAUAGCAUGUAAACAAUUAGAAAUAAAGAAGAAAGAGCAAUAGAAAGAGAUCUUUUAAGAGGUAACAACCAAGAUGUCCGUCUAACUCACAAAGUGGCACCCACAACCUCUUUCUGUGUUUAAGGUUGGAGGUAAUGGUUUUACAGGGCGUCUCAGAGAAAAAAAGGUUUCAAAGUUUACAGGUUUAGAAAAGUCUCCCCACAUAAUUAUGGAUAGUUAUGGUCCCUUCUGUCAAAUGACAUCAAUAGUAAAGAGAGCCUAAUCUAUCCAGAGCUUUUGAUAAUUUCCUGAAAAGGUUUUGAAAUGUAUGUUAUGAUAUACUUGUUCCAUUUGUAAACUUUGCUGAGACACACUGUAUAAACAUUUGGGACCUCUCUAAGUUUGUUCAGUGAAAGAAUGUAUUUCUUGGUAACGCGGACGUGUUAUUGGAUUCUUUCCAGACGAGGGAAUUAAAGAAAUCAUACACUUUUAAAAACUCAAAAUAUUUUUAGGUCUGACUAUGAUUAAAGAUAAUUUAUAUCUUGCACAUGUACGACACUUUCUCCUGCCUCAAUUGCUCCACAGUAAUUUCCUACAUACUAAGUUAAUUCCUAACUUCAACUUUUGACCCAAUACCCUAACCCUAUACCCUUAACCAAACCUGAAACCCAAAUUCUACCCUAACACUAAUCUACUUCUUUUGACAAUCCAUAGCUCGGAUCUGUUUUUUCAAGAGCAAAUGUUGGAACACCUAUCGAUAAACCUUCAUCCACAUAAUAUAUCUACUGAUGAAUGACAUGGGCACUGUUUCAUUAAAAAACUUGGUAUCAGCAACAAGUUGCAAUAAUUGCGAUGAGGUACUGAAAUCAUUGCAUUCCAUUGGCUGUGAGCAAUUAAUUAGAGAAAGGCAAUAGAUAACACUGAUAGGAAGUUUAAUGAAACGGUGCCCUAGUACUUUAUUGAUUUAUGUAUUUAAAAAGGUCUAUCCUUGGGCUAAUGCAUUUUGACCCAAAAAAUUAUGGAGAGAUUUGACAGUUUUUUCAUAAUAUGAAGAUGAUCGCUAUCUAACAAAAAUAAAUUUGCAACUUUGUCACAAAUUAUUGAUGUCAAUUCCUCACUUCUUUCCAAAAGUUCUGUAUAAAUGUUGGUACUUCACAGAUUCACAGUGAGUUCUUCCCCAGCAAAUCUUAAAGUAAAAUACAUGUACAUUAUCUACUGGAAUGUAUAUGCAUGUACUAUUGAGCAAAUUAAUAAACCUUAUACAAAUCAA
Strongylocentrotus purpuratus (purple sea urchin) is the source of this 5097-nucleotide messenger RNA. RefSeq names its product zinc finger protein 62 homolog. Gene Ontology annotation, molecular function: RNA polymerase II cis-regulatory region sequence-specific DNA binding; DNA-binding transcription factor activity. Lineage: Eukaryota; Metazoa; Echinodermata; Echinoidea; Camarodonta; Strongylocentrotidae. Gene Ontology annotation, biological process: regulation of transcription by RNA polymerase II. The record is from RefSeq and is a predicted model, not a curated record. The transcript has 2 exons. The coding region runs from base 82 to 3786 and encodes 1234 amino acids.